Molecule: messenger RNA, 1234 nt
Organism: Dunckerocampus dactyliophorus (ringed pipefish)
Lineage: Eukaryota; Metazoa; Chordata; Actinopteri; Syngnathiformes; Syngnathidae
Gene: bnip1b
Product: BCL2 interacting protein 1b
Exons: 5
Coding region: 18-779 (253 amino acids)
Biological process (GO): retrograde vesicle-mediated transport, Golgi to endoplasmic reticulum
Cellular component (GO): SNARE complex; endoplasmic reticulum
Molecular function (GO): SNAP receptor activity
Source: RefSeq, a predicted model, not a curated record
UCCGUCCUGGCUUCCGUAUGAAAACAAAGAUGGCGACUUCGGCUGACGUUCAUGUUCGAAUAUGUGCUCAAGAAAUGAUCAAAUAUGACCUAGAAAUUAAAGCUGCCAUUCAGGACAUCAGAGAAUGUUCUGGACCUCAGAGCGCUCUCAUGCAGCUCAACUAUCACAUCAAAGACAAAUUCAACCGACUCAGACGCAGAAUUCAGGUGAGUGCACGUGUGACACCUGUUUUAUUGUUACGUUGCCUUAUAAUUGUGUGCUUGCAGGAUCUGGAGCAGAUGGCCAGAGAGCAAGACAAAGAGUCAGACAGAAUGUCCAUCCAAGCAGAGGCAGACAGCCAGCGAAGACAAAUGCUCAGUAACCAGACAGCGUGGAGGAAGGCCAACGUGGCGUAUGUCAUGUCCAUGGACAAAAUGGAGAAGGAUGAGCUGCUGUGUGAAGGAGGUCAGAGCAUCAGAGCAAGGAAGGCGACGAAAGAAAGUCUGGUGGAGAAUAGCAGCAACAUCACAGAGAGCCUGAUGUCCAUCAGCAGGAUGAUGGCAGAGCAGGUCAAGCAGAGCGAGGACAGCAUCAGCACGUUGGCCACCUCCUCCCGCACGGUGCAGGAGGCCAACGAGGAGUUUAAGAACAUGACAGGAACCAUCCACCUUGGCAGGAAGCUGAUUCUCAAGUACAACAGACGAGAGCUGACAGACAAGCUGCUCAUCUUCUUGGCGCUGGCGCUCUUCCUUGCCACCGUGCUCUACAUCCUCAAGAAGCGCCUCUUCCCCUUCAUUUAGACCCCACUCCCCAAGAGAAUAACGACGCACUGAGCGGAAACAUCUUGCGGCGACGACCUUCCUGCAAACAUGGAUGGCAAAGCUGUAACCAUGGCAACCACCAGGUCAAGCAGUAGCAAAUAUUCAGGUGGCGACAAAUGGAAUCCGGAGCACUAAUCUACCAUGAAGUGGCAGUGUACGCUAUGCACGGACGUCAUUGUUGUUCAAUUCCACUUUUAUUUAAAAUAAACUUGUCACAUUUGACUUGAAAGUGUUGGAGUAUAAGAUGAAAAAUAUAUUUGUGUAAAGUCAGAUGCUCUUUGAAGGAAACUAGUACAGGCUUCAUAAAUACAAAAUAAAAUAGCGAAGAGUGUGUUGGCGCCCCCUGCUGGUCGUUGGCGGUGAGGUAGAUGACUGGCUUGGCUCUCAGUCCAAAAGCAAGCAUAAAAACAAAAGAUUUUAGUGGUUCUCUGUGG